Nerophis lumbriciformis (worm pipefish) is the source of this 4107-nucleotide messenger RNA. The record is from RefSeq and is a predicted model, not a curated record. NCBI's taxonomy places the organism in Eukaryota, Metazoa, Chordata, Actinopteri, Syngnathiformes, Syngnathidae.
AGCCUGCCUCCAGACUGCGGCGAUAAACAAAACCACGCAGCGUGACGUCACAGGUGCUCCGCGGUGACACUCUCACAUUCUCCUGGUCGCCUCGCUCUCAUUUGCCGAGGAUCGCAGUCGGAAGCGGGACGUGAGUGGAAAAGAUAGCCGUUAAAGGAAGGUGACUUGGCUGCUGGAUCACUUGAAGGUCCGUGCCGGCGCCGCGAACAUGACGGAGGUCCGGCGGCGAGGCGGAGGAGAAGAGCGGGACAGCGCCGACAACAUCAGCGACAAGGAGACGGACAGUGACGACAAGUUGGGCCUGCAAGGCGACACUGAGGGCGAAUGCGACGUGGACACCAAGGCGGACACUCCCGAUGUUCCGGCGUCCACAGCGGACACGGACAACACUCCACAGUGUCUCAACAAGGCCCUGGAAGGCCUGCCGCCAAGAUGGAAGAACUACUGGAUACGAGGAAUUCUGUCCAUAGCCAUGAUUUCUUUCUUCUUCCUGAUCAUCUACCUGGGACCAAUCACUCUCAUUUUAAUGGUGAUGAUCGUCCAAAUCAAGUGUUUCCAAGAAAUCAUCACCAUCGGUUACAAGGUGUAUCGAUCCUACGACCUGCCCUGGUUCAGAACCCUCAGCUGGUAUUUCCUGAUCUGCGUCAACUAUUUCUUCUACGGUGAGACGCUGGCCGACUACUUUGGUGCGCUGGUGCAGAGGGAGGAGCCUCUGCAGUUCCUGUCUCGCUACCACCGCUUCAUCUCAUUCACUUUGUACCUGGCAGGUUUCUGCAUGUUUGUGCUGAGUUUAGUGAAGAAACAUUACCGCCUGCAGUUUUACAUGUUUGCUUGGACCCAUGUGACGCUGUUGAUUGUAGUGACUCAGUCGCACCUUGUCAUUCAGAACCUGUUUGAAGGGAUGAUCUGGUUCAUCGUGCCCAUCUCCAUCGUCAUCAGCAACGACAUCGGCGCUUACCUGUUUGGCUUCUUCUUUGGAAGGACGCCACUCAUCAAGCUGUCCCCCAAGAAGACGUGGGAAGGUUUCAUCGGAGGUUACUUCUUCACCGUCAUCUUUGGAUUCAUUCUGGCCUACCUGCUGUCCCAGUUCCAGUACUUUGUGUGUCCUGUGGGUUUCAGCAGUGACAGCAACAGAUUCACUGUGGAGUGUCAGCCCUCACAACUCUUCAUCAUGCAGGACUACACACUACCUGACAUCCUGCCAUGGAAGAGGGUGAGCAUGUUUCCAUUCCAGAUCCACAGCAUCUUCCUCUCCUCCUUCGCCUCGCUCAUCGGACCUUUUGGUGGAUUCUUUGCUAGCGGUUUCAAGAGAGCCUUCAAGAUCAAAGACUUUGCCAGCACCAUCCCAGGUCAUGGAGGCAUCAUGGACCGCUUCGACUGCCAGUACCUGAUGGCCACCUUCACGCACGUCUACAUCGCCAGCUUCAUCAGAGGUCCCAACCCCAGCAAAGUCAUGCAGCAGCUGAUGAUGUUGCCCCCCGAACAGCAGCUGAGCAUCUUCCACACGCUGACCUCACACCUGAGGGAGCACGGUCUGCUGUGAGUGUGUAUGUACACACACACACACACACACACACACACACACACACACCUGAGGGAGCACGGUCUGCUGUGAGUGUGUAUGUACACACACACACACACACACACACCUGAGGGAGCGCGGUCUCCUGUGAGUGUGUAUGCACACACACACACACACACACACACACACACACACCUACACUUGAGGGAGCGCGGUCUGCUGUGAGUGUGUGAUGACACACACACACCUGAGGGAGCGCGGUCUGCUGUGAGUGUGUGAUGAUACACACACACACACACACACACACACACACACACACACACACACACACUGUCAUCCAUCUUCAAACCAAAACCACCACACCAAAAAAACAAAGAGUUUUUGCCGGGAGGGGAGGGCUUACCGCCCCCCUGUGGACAAAUGUUGCACUGCACUGAGCGUGACGAACAAAAGGGACUCGUGAAGCAAGCGUUCACCAGCACAAAGUGAAGAAGACACUAUUCUACUCGCUACAUGUAGCACGUAUGCUAACUAGCUUUUAGCGCCUUCAUCCAAUGGUAGCGCACAUGCUAAUAUUGUACAUAUGAUAUAUAUAGAAAAUAAAUAUGGCAUGGACACAUUUAGUUAGAAGGUGUUGGGAAGGACAGAUGUUAUGUACAGGCACUGGUAAACAAAGGUAGAUGAUGCAAUAAAUGAGCAUGUUGUGCACAGGGUCAAAGCCCAACUAAGAAUGCUAGCAACUAGCGGCGCAGGACGUACAUGGUAAGGUUGAAGUCUAGAUCUUUCACUUUAGAGCCACCUUGACUAGUAAUAGCACUCUGCAUAGCGAGUGUUUCUUCUCAUGCUAAGGAAGUUAGCAUUGACUAGUAAUAGCACUCUGCAUAGCGAGUGUUUCUUCUCGUGCUAAGGAAGUUAGCAUUGACUAGUAAUAGCACUCUGCAUAGCGACUGUUUCUUCUCGUGCUAAGGAAGUUAGCAUUGACUAGUAAUAGCACUCUGUAUAGCGAGUGUUUCUUCUCAUGCUAAGGAAGUUAGCAUUGACUAGUAAUAGCACUCUGCAUAGCGAGUGUUUCUUCUCGUGCUAAGGAAAUUAGCAUUGACUAGUAAUAGCACUCUGCAUUGCGUGUUUCUUCUCAUGCUAAGGAAGUUAGCAUUGACUAGUAAUAGCACUCUGCAUAGCGAGUGUUUCUUCUCAUGCUAAGGAAGUUAGCAUUGACUAGUAAUAGCACUCUGCAUUGCGUGUGUUUUUUCUCUUGCUAAGGAAGUUAGCAUCAGCUUGCUUUUUUUCGGUGGCAUUCACUGCUAGCUGAUCGCACUAGCCUGUUUGGCUUUGUGGCUAAGGCGCCCCCUGCUGUGUGUCUGCUGUAACGCUAGUUUGUCAGCAUUGCAUAUGGAAGUAAUAUUGGAGCAAAACUAUUUGUCUAUCUCAAUCUGUGCGUCUGUGACCAGAUUCUUGUGUGUGUGUUCUAAUUUUUGUGUGCGUAUCUCAAUCUGUGUGUGUGUAAUCAGAUCUGUGUGUGUGUAUCUCAAUCUGUGUGUGUGUUACACACACACAGAUUGAGAUACAGACACACACAUGACUACACGGACACAUGAAUCUGAUUAUACACACACAGAUUGAGAUACAGACACACAAAUUACUACAUGGACACAUGACUCUGAUUACACACACACAGAUUGAGAUACAGACACACACAUGACUACAUGGACACAUGAAUCUGAUUACAUACACACAGAUUGAGAUACAGACACACACAUGACUACACGGACACAUUAAUCUGAUUACACACUAACAGAUUGAGAUACAGACACACAAAUUACUACAUGGACACAUGACUCUGAUUACACACACACAGAUUGAGAUACAGACACACACAUGACUACAUGGACACAUGAAUCUGAUUACACACACACAGAUUGAGAUACAGACACACACAUGACUACACGGACACAUGAAUCUGAUUACACACACACAGAUUGAGAUCCACAUGUUCCAUUAGUUUUGCUGCACUAUUACUUCCUUAAUUCUACUACUGAACUCUUCCAAGACGAAGACACACUAUGCUAAUGAGGCUAACGAUGCUAGCUGCACUAUGCUAAUGAGGCUAACGAUGCUAGCUGCACUAUGCUAAUGAGGCUAACGAUGCUAGCUGCACUGUGUGGUCUUCCAAUGCCACGAUCAUCUUUAGAAUGUGUGGAAGAGUAUAUAUAUUUAAUGUUUGUGUGUGUGUAUACACUCUAUGCAAACACCUGUGGAAAUGUUUAGAGAAAAAAAAGUGCAGUUUGUUUUUUAUGCAAGUUUUCUGUGAAUGUGGGCGGGGCUUGGUGUGACCAGGAGGAAGUGAUCCAAAUGUUUACCAAAGCGCUGACUUCCUGACACGCCCUGCAGGACUAAAAAAACGGGUUUGGACUUGAAAGUUUUGCACCUGCUGCUUUUAUUUACUGGGACCGGUUGAAGGGCUUUUAUUGUGAAAGGGCGCCAGCACCACUUUCAUAACACGAGCAGCGCACUGUUAGGUUUUAUUGAUUGAUGUAUUGAUGAUGAAUGUGGGCGGGGCACAGGUGAAUAAAAUGUUGUUUUUCCUG